Molecule: messenger RNA, 1005 nt
Organism: Vigna unguiculata (cowpea)
Lineage: Eukaryota; Viridiplantae; Streptophyta; Magnoliopsida; Fabales; Fabaceae
Source: RefSeq, a predicted model, not a curated record
AUGGUCCCAUAUGAUGAACCGAUUUAUGGCUUUUCUAGGGAACAAGUUUCCUCCCGCGGCUACAUUGACCUCCAUACGGUCUUCCGCGAUGGCGCCCAAACAAAGACAAUUCCUAACCGCUUUCUCAUCGUCGACGUACCUACAUCUUAUAAUGUCCUCCUCGGCCGCCCUUCACUCAACACCCUUGGCGCUGUUGUCUCCACACCUCAUCUGGCCAUGAAGUUCCCCUCCCCAUUUGGGGACAUCCUUACCAUUCAUGGCGACCAACGCCUUGCACGCAAAUGCUAUAUGGCCAGCCUACGCCCACAGCUCCCCAUCCUGCAAACCAAUCACAUUGAGCGGCCACUUGGCUCUGAGAUCGCUUUGUCUAGUGACGAUCUAGACCCGAGAGUGGGCCGGGAUAUCCGCCUUGAACCUAUUGAAGAAACCACCCCCUUGGAGCUCCCAAAUGGCCGCAUCAUCAAAGUUGGUACUGGGCUAGAAUCUGAACAGCGUGACAUCAUAACACCCACCCUAGUCGGCAAUACAUACCUUUUUGCUUGGUCUGCUGCUGACUUACCUACAGUUGACCCUCAAGUGAAAAAAUGCAAACUUGGUGAGGAACAACGCCUAGCGGCCAAGGCCGAGGCCGAUAAGUUACUGAGCGUGGGGUUCAUCGAAGAAGCUCACUAUACCACUUGGCUCUCUAACGUGGUCCUGGUUAAGAAGGCCAACGGCAAGUGGCGAAUGUGUGUUGAUUACACGGAUCUUAACAAAGCAUGUCCCAGAGAUGCCUACCCCUUACCCAAUAUUGACCGACUUGUUGACGGCGCAGUCGGUAACAAGGUCCUCAGUUUUCUUCAUGCAUACUCCGAUUAUAACCAAAUCCCUAUGACCGCAUCUGACAUGAACAAAAUUGCCUUCAUCACAGACGAUGCCAAUUACUUCUACAAGGUCAUGCCAUUUAGCCUUAAAAACGCUGGAGCAACAUACCAACAAUUGAUAGACAAAGUCUUCAGUAUUUAA